This is a messenger RNA of Rhipicephalus microplus (southern cattle tick), 7500 nucleotides long. Its product is annotated as nose resistant to fluoxetine protein 6. The record is from RefSeq and is a predicted model, not a curated record. Gene Ontology annotation, molecular function: acyltransferase activity, transferring groups other than amino-acyl groups. NCBI's taxonomy places the organism in Eukaryota, Metazoa, Arthropoda, Arachnida, Ixodida, Ixodidae.
CCUACCAGCGUCGCGCCACGAAAACCGAUGCAGACCGGCGUCAAUUGCAAACGCUGAGCAGGCUCCGCCGCGUAGUGCACGCUCUUCCGUCAUGGGAUGGCCGUCGGCCGCGAUGCUGCUGCUCGUCGUCGCUCUCCUCUGCAUCGCCGCUCGGGGCCCACAGGCGGCCGAGGCGGCCGCGGCCACCAAGCAGCCCGCCAAGUUUGAAAGCACCAAGAUCACCACGGCCUUGCCGGCUUCGACCGCCGCAAAGCUGCGGGCAGCCCCAGUGGACGAUGACGGCAAGAACGACGUCCAGGACAGGCCUGUCACCAGCGGCGUCGAGCUAGAGGAUUACGAUGACGCUGCCGACGAGCUGCCAAGCACAGACUUGAAGGCACGGACCGAAUUGUCUGCAACGCCUGCCGAUGAAAGUGACGAUGAAGAUGACGAAGAUGACGACUACGAUUCCACGGACGAAUUCGAUGACACGACGCAACCGAGCGAGUCGACGACCAGUUCCACGCCGACCACUGCCAAGGCAGUGGGUUCCACUCCCACGGCAGAGAAAAACACUGUGACCAAAAGCAGCGGGGAGCAAACGCUGCUGGCUGCUGCUAAUGUCACAGAAGUUAGCACAGUGCCGGCCACUGAGCCGUCUGCCAUGAGCCACGUCGCGUCUUCUGUGACGGCAACAGCGACGACGACUACUACUUUAGCCACAAGUCCGUCGACCAUGAUUACAACAGUAUCUUCCGAGGCAAUCGCUGUGCCAGCCACUUCUACAGAGGGCGGCACAACGCUGAAAACCGAUGCGACUACAAGCGCCGUCCAAAGUACGACAUUACUAGUGGAACCUACUUCUUCAGUGAGUGGUACUACUGAGAACCCCGACGUAACCACAGCGGUCAGAGAUGGUUCGGAUGUCACAGUGAAGUCAGAUGUGGAAGCAGAAUUCAGUGGAGACAACCAAAUCGCAACUUACGAGGGAGCAGCCUCCUCACUCUCCGUGAGGGCCGUCGAGUCUACUUCUUCUACCACCACGACGCAGUCUUCAACCACCGAAUCCACUACCACAGAAUCAACUACUACGGAGUCCACCACUACCGAAUUAAUGACUACGGAAACGACGGAGUCCACUACUACAGAAAGCACGACAGCAGAAACGGCGAGUACAGAAACAUCAACGACAGAUUCUUCUACAGCUUUGUCUGACGAAGCGUCGACGAAUACCGAUAGCACCACCGAGUCUGAUUCCUCGACCUCAAGUGAAACGACAUCCGCAGUAACCGGAAUGGAAGGCUCGACUGGAAGUGGAGCGAGAGAAAUGGAAGAUUUGGAUGACGCUGGAGGUACGACUACUCAGAGUGCGUCAGAGAUCACCACGGUCAGGGAUUACGAGCCCGAUUUGAACGCUGUUAUUAACCAGUUCAUGACACAGAUCCUGCCUUUAACAACGCGGUUUCUCUCUGACACCAACGUUUCUGCUGACUGCGUAAACCAUUUGUGGAAAGUGUACCAGGGAUUUCGUCGGCAAGAAGCUUGGGCGCUCAGGUUGGUCACCUCAUCGGGACUGAUACCAGCCAACCUGUUCGAGGGCUCCCUAAGCAACCUGGGCAGCUACGAGCAGUGUCUGCGCACACGUGCGGUAAACAAUGAAGGGGAAGUGGAAAUCCAAGGACGAUACUGUUCGCUAUUCUUCCGACCGCCACCACUCUACUACAACCGCACCAGCGAGCAGUUCAAGGCCAUGGGAGAAAUGCAGGGACGGCGCAGUCUGCUGAAUUGGGAGAAGAGGGAACGCGGCUACGUCAGCUCUGACGUUCGAGUCGGCCUCUGUAUUCCCUCUCGCUGCAGCGCCCAUGACGUUUCACAUCUGGCUAACCUAAUCGUCCAAGAAUAUGGCGCCCGAGCUGUCGUCAAGAACUGCAGAACCAACGAGUCAUUUACCAUGUCAGAUCUCCAGGUCGGAAUUCUGUGUGCUCUCGGAGGCUCUGUUGGGCUCGUGAUCCUAGCAACACUGGUGGAAAUCUGCCUCUUUUGCUGCUCAAACCACAAAGUGUCGGACCCCAAAUAUGACGUGGUUCCAGUGAAGGUGGUCAAGUGCUUCUCGCUGGUGCACAACACGAGGCGGCUCAUCAGCACCCACUUUGACACCAACUGCCCCCGCAAGCCGGUUCGCUUCGUCUACGGAGUUAAAGUCUUCAUGAUGCUCUGGAUAAUUCUCGGCCACAGCUACUACACCUCCAACUUCCAGACACUUCACUCCGGCUACCGGAUCAUGGACCUGUAUAGUCAGGUGCACGCGCAGCUUCUCGGCAGCGCCUUCUACGCCGUUUCCACAUUCUUUUUCAUGAGCGGCUUCGUAUUGGCGUACUUCAUGCGGCAAAGCAAGGACGAAACCAUCAUGCGGCCUUUCAUCGCGCUCUACAUUUUCGCCGUGGUGCGACGUUAUCUAAAGUUGACGGUACCGGCAAUGGUGGUGGUACUCUGCUUCUUCCUGUUCCCGCUGUUCAUAUCGGGACCUCAGGACCAGGACCUGAUGGGCCAGGAGCUAGAAGGCUGCAACGGGAACUGGUGGACCAUUAUGGCCCAAAUAGUAAACUUUGUGCCUACCGAGAAAAGGUGUAUGCAGCAAUACUGGUACAUCAGCAGUGACAUGCAGAUAUUCCUUGUUGCUGUACCGAUGUCCAUCAUAUUUGUGAGGAGCCCGGCAUGUGGCUUCUCCUUGGCGCUACUGCUCAGCGUUCUGGCAUCUGUGGCAGCGGGUCUUGUAACGUAUAUGAAAGACCUGAAACCAUCUAUCGCGUUCACAAUCGACGACUACAGCCGCAAUCUGGAAACUGCCGAAUUCGUCCACGAACUUCCUUACUCUAAUUUGGCCACCUACUUCAUGGGAAUACUCUCCGGUUACUGCGCUGCUACUUGGAAUAGAGCGUGCAUAAACAAGGUGCUGCAGGCCUUCCUGUGGAUCUUGGCGCUGUGCCUGAAUGUGUUCUUGGUGUUUGUGCCGUACGCGUGGAACCGGUGCGAGACGGACGAUUUGAAGCAGCUGUACGCGUCCUUUUACGGUGGCAGCUACCGCUACCUCUGGGGCCUCUCCUGGUGCUGGAUCGCCUACGCAUGCGCCACCGGAAGAGGAGGGAUCCUCUCCAGAUUCCUAUCCUGGAAUCCCUUCGUGGUCCUGGGAAGGCUGACGUUUGGCGUGUAUUUAAUUCAAUACGUCGUCUUCAUCGCCAGGCAAGGGGUCAGCACAAACACAUUGCAAGUCAACGAAUUUCUACAGGUCAAAGACUCUUUGGGCAUUGCCGUGAUCAGCUACUUCUUCGCCUACCUCCUGUACGUAGUGUACGAGGCACCCGUGUCCGGCAUAACGCGGAUGAUCUUCAAGUUCCACAAAAUCCGCAAAUCGGGAGGAGGCUCCAAGAAGCGGCCACAGCAGCCACAACCCGAGUCGCCGCCUCCAACUGCGACCACGUCCGAGCCGACCUCAAACGGCUCGGCGGCUGCGCCCAUGAUCAACGACUCCAACCACACCAGUACCACCAUUCCUGAAGAGCCUUAGUCCGGAGCUCCAAUCACGUGCCCAAUCCAGGAGCGUACGGCUGUGUCACAAGCAUCGGUGUAAGGAGAUGGAGACACGACAGCGUGUAGUUCAGAUUACCCAGCACUUUCAACCAUCUCUUGCUGAACCCCAGUGGUGAUCGAGAUCAAGGUGUCUUUGUGAGGGAUCACCAAUACCAGCUACACUGCCUAAAAAGAAACCAACUUCACGUUUUCAAUUAACUAGUGUAUCUCAACUCUACGAUGAAGUGUGGUUCCCAGUGUACUUCUGGGUCACGUUAGCGAAGUGAUUUCAUUUGCCUUGGUAUCACAUCGCUGAUUAGAACUCCUUGUCGCAUCCAGAACCACUGUUGGAAAGGGGAUUAUGAACGGCACAGCAAAACCACGUGAUGUCGUGGAAAUGAGUGGGAUAACGUUUGUCUGCCGUACUCUUGCAUGCUGCAAUUAGUGGCGUGCGCCAACAAAUUGAAAGAGAAAAAAAAAGUCAGGCUGCCCGCUGCUGUAUCAUACAAUGGGCCACUUCUCAACGUACGGGCCUCUGCGUGCUGUGGGACCCCGGGAAGGCCAUGAUAAACGUCAAUGCCAUUUGCAGCAUUACAAAAUAUUUCGUUGACGUGAAAGAAUGUAGAGCUUCUCGACCACAGUGUUUCCUCCCAUGCCGGAUGCCAAGCACGAACACUCGUACGGCCCGCGAUAGAAGCCGUGAAAGUCAUAGUCCAUUCCCAGGUUGCCUAUAUCUUUGUUUCCUCUGUGUGUGAGUGUGAUGUGUCUUUCACGCGCGUUGGUGCCUUGUUUUCGAGAGUCAAGAAGACAGUUAUGAGGUUCAGCUGGACUUGUCUUCAACGAGUUCGAGGUCGACUGCUCACGAUGACUGUUGCAAGAUGUCUUGAGGGACAAAUGUAUUAAAGAGUUGUUUGCUACGAAAUAUUGUUGCUGAACUAUGCCUGCUACUUGUGCUAUUUCUAUUUUCUGCGCCUUGCUGCUCGAGGCUGUGAAACUACUUUUUUUUAAUGAAACUCGAAAAAGAUCGCUUACAGUGCGAAAACCAAAAUAUGCACACAGGCUGCUCCACAAAAAUUUUUUAAACAUAUUUUGAAAUGCUUCAAGGCGUAGUAACCAUGCAUUUACAUGACUCUUCAAGAUUGUUGAGCUCAAGCCAGCGACGAGUCUAGCAUGUGCGUAGCACGAAAAAACGCAAAGGACGAUAGCUAUUCUUUGCCUUUUUUCAGCGAACGACUUCUAAGUUGAUGAGUUGGGUUUCAUUGCUCUAUAUACCUCAUUACUAAAAGAAGCAUUCCCUGUUUCCGAAAUGAUAAAUCCACGCUGUCUCUCAGCUGUAUCAAAACAAAGUGGUGAAUAGAUGCUGCAUCCAUCAACGUAAUGCUAUAGAGAUGAAGCCUCGAAUUGACAUUCUUUCAGAGAUCAGGAACACUGUAAAGGUGUGUCGGAAAACUACAGUUGCAUUUGUUUCAAAUGCCCUGUUCACCUUAAAAAUGGUAUACAACCUUGUUUCUUACCAGAUCGUCCAACACAGAGUCACACACAGGUUAAUGCCAGUGGGAAUUGUAGAUACAAAUGUACAGUUACUGAAAAAUAAUCAAAAUAGUUUGAGAAAGUUGGCUAGAGAAACAUUUUAUUCUUGCUGUUAAAGGCACGUUUUUCGCAAAAGCUCAAUUAGGCAAGCCCUCUGUGUCAUGGUGCUCGGCAACAGCAGCUACCUCGCAUUUGCUAAGAAACCAGCAAAGGCGGCUUAUUUUUCUACGGGAAAUAAGACUAACAAUCUUUUGUGGGCAGCUAAAAAGUGUGCCGCUUUUCAGGAUUGUUUCGCCACCAGUGUGUUCUAAGGAGCGCACAGUUAAAGCGACCACACACUGCGUACGAACAUAGUGUCGUGACUCAAUUAAAAUGGCACACAUGAUAAAAAGUUGGCAUAGCCACUUCUUGAUUGAGUAUCGUUUUCGUUAACAUAUGCAUCCUAUGACAACAGUACAUCAUAGUACGACCACUGCGAGUCGUAGAAACGUUGUGGUGAUGAGUGUGGCUUUUGUGUGGGGCAGUGUUCUCAGUAGAAUGUCUCCUUCCAUACGAUGGUAUUAAAAUAGGUCGAAGCGUAUUUUUCGCCAGUAUUGUGGCAAUGCUUACUUAUUCGCAAUUGGUAUUGUUUAUUUUAAAAAGAAGCAGUGCUUAUACAUUUGCUAAACCCCGGAAUUCCAUUUCUGCUACUGGAGCUCUAAAUCAGGACCCGUCUUCACAUACUUUGGGUCCACGGAAUGACUUGAAGACGUUCAACGUGGCUACAGUAAGUGAUCGCAAUGGCAGAAGCCAUUAGAUCACAGAAGUGGUGGUGCGCCUUUUUUUAACUCUGGAUAUAGAAGUUCAGUCGGACGAUUUCAAAUUCGGCGUGCAUGUCGGAUGCCCAAGUACCAGUACACGCAAUCUAAGCACACAGACGCUACCUGCUUGGAUUGCAAGACGUAUAAUAAAAAGUGCGUAAAAGUUUUGGCUACUUUUUGUAGAAGCUCACCCCUUCAAUAUGACUGAGGCGUUCACCCAAAACACAAGCAUCUUGUUGGCGUAACAUGGCGGAGCAAAUUUUCUCCGCCUGGUCUCUGCAUAUUUAUGCUGCUUUUUGAAAUUACAAAUCAAGACAGUUUACUGACAAUACGAAGUAAUAUAGUGAUUUAACUAAGUUGUGCACGUUCUGUAGCAUUUAUCUAUGGUCCCCCACAAGCAGCAGUCCUAUAUGCUGCAGUUGAAAUUGUAAUGAAACCAACUUUCGUAGACCAGUGUUACAUCAUAUAUUUAGCACCGGUUGAGGUGUUAAUGAUUCAUUGCGCUCGGUGGAUUGUUUCACAAUGUUUUUGCCGAUGUACCCAAUGCAAUUUUGUAUAGUGCUGCUCAUUUCGCUCAGUGUUCUCUAAUGCUUGCUGGGUUAAGUUCCAUUUAUGUGCGUUUAAUGUACAAGGGGUAUGUGAAUUGCACUCGCAAGCUACUACAAAUUGAGAUAUCAGUACCAGUGAUAAUGAUGACUGAAAAAAGCCUAUACAAUUUCACACUCGUUAUUCAUCAAUAUAAACACCUGCAGUUAUAAGCAGUUACACUAAACAAAUUUCGAUGUAAAAAACAUGUCUACAUAAGGCUAAGAUUAUAAUUCAGUGUCAUGGCAGUAUGAUAGGUUCCCUCAAGUUUACAAAAUUCAAUAUAGACGUGACGUAGGCUGCAUCUUCUGUAUCGGUGGUUCUGACCCAGUGAUUUGAAUGGUCGGGAAAGAACAAAACAUUGUGAAGCGUCUGGCUGUCAACAAGAUGAACGUCAUAAAAAAGUUCUUUCUAUAAGCUCCCAGGCAUUCUGCGCCUCGUAUACAAGCUGUAGAUAGCGCAAUAAUGCACUGCGACGUCCCAGUUGUGCAUAUUUUUAACCUCUCGUGCCAGAAGUUGGCAGGCGUAUAUGUCAAAAAAAAAACCCAGAGUUUACAUUGAUGUAUUGUCAUUGGGCCACACUUAUCACGAUGUGAAAUACUUGUUAGUAACAAAGACUGCGUAAUCACUGAAAUACGGGAUGUGAUAGUAGGUUAACUGUGCUUAUCGUGCACCUAUAUACAAGAGUCUAUCACUCACCUAGGCUGUGCAAACAAUGCAAGCAAAUAAUGGUUCACACUGACGGGUGGGAAAAGCAACGUUAUCUUUGCUAUUUGCUGCUUAUCCUUGUUUGUUAACGUUGUUUUCUUGGAUACGGGACAAGAGUAUUUCGCACAGGCUCUAUUGAACUCUCGUUAUUUAUGGUCUACAUUUCUUGUGCGUUUUUUGUUGAAUACUGUGACGCUCAGGCGGUCUCCUGUAUUGUUAUGUUUUGUCCCACAAACCGCGAGAGUGUACAAAUCCUUUCAUGUGAAACCAUGUACGUUCAUUAUUUUGUUUAUACCAUGAAAAAAAUAAAACAUGUUACGACAUUUUUAAA